AAACCUUGGGUUGCAGCUUUCUGCCGCAGAACAACAGAGAAAAACUGGCUGAGACUAUCGCUCCAACUCUGUGCAGCUGACAGAGAACUGUUAGGAUGGGAAACAGUGCAUUGAAAGCCCACCUGGAGACAGCACAGAAAACUGGUGUGUUUCAGCUAACAGGAAAGGGACUUACAGAGUUUCCUGAAGAUCUGCAGAAGCUCACAAGCAACUUAAGGACAAUAGACUUGUCGAACAACAAAAUCGAGCUCUUGCCGCCACUCAUUGGAAAAUUUUCCUUUUUGAAGAGCCUUGUUCUGAACAACAACAAACUGACUGCUUUACCUGAGGAGUUGUGUAAACUGAAAAAACUGGAAACGCUACACUUGAAUGGCAAUCACUUGAGGCAGCUGCCGGCUUCGUUUGGACAACUUUCGGCUCUCAAAACUCUGAGCCUUUCUGGAAACCAGCUUCGGACUGUGCCUACACAACUCUGUGGUCUUCGCCACUUGGAUGUGGUAGAUCUUUCCAAAAACCAGAUCCAAAAUGUACCUGACACUGUGGGAGAAUUGCAGGCUAUUGAGCUCAAUUUGAAUCAGAAUCAGAUUUCCCAGAUCUCGGUGCAGAUCUCCCACUGUCCACGCCUCAAAGUCUUGCGUUUAGAAGAAAACUGUCUAGAACUCAGCAUGCUUCCUCAAAGUAUCCUCAGUGAUUCCCAGAUCUCACUGCUUGCAGUUGAAGGUAACCUCUUUGAAAUCAAGAAACUCAGAGAGCUGGAAGGUUAUGACAAGUACAUGGAACGAUUUACAGCUACAAAGAAGAAGUUUGCAUGA
Mesitornis unicolor (brown roatelo) is the source of this 812-nucleotide messenger RNA. It is a transcript of the gene LRRC57, whose product is annotated as leucine rich repeat containing 57. The record is from RefSeq and is a predicted model, not a curated record. Lineage: Eukaryota; Metazoa; Chordata; Aves; Mesitornithiformes; Mesitornithidae. The transcript has 5 exons. Bases 96 to 812 code for a protein of 238 amino acids. Gene Ontology annotation, molecular function: protein binding.